CAAAUUUUCGGUGCAUUAUAAAUGUUCGGUACUGGGCAGCAGGCACCAUCGACAGCUCAGCCAACGGGUGUUAAUAUUGCCAUUGAAGCCGGUUCCGAAUGGGGGAUUCAGGAAAUUGGUUUUGACGGAGUCGAAAAAUAUAUGCGACCUUUAGACUAUUCUGACCAUGUAGCGAAAUUGGCUCGUAAAGUGGACUGGCGAAAACUAAUCGGUGCCGAAGCUACAUACGAUAAUCCGGACGCGUUGCCACGUGAUGACGGUGAGGAGGUAGAAGAGAAGGAACCGGAAGAAGUGGUCAUUGGAAUGGAAGAUCGUAAAACACCAGAAGCUGGACCAUGGCAUACUGUUGCAAAGUACUUACACGAAGCACUGCAACAAGUAAAUGUUCUGGUAGAUACGAUUUCGGUACUAAAAAUGCCGUAUCUCGAAGCAUUGACGGUUGCGGAUGCAUUUGAAGCGCAACACAACAUGCAAGAUGUGGUACAGCAAUCCAAACAAUUCCAGUGGGUUACACGGCGUAAAGCUCUUGGUGAAGCGAUCAGCGUCCUAGAGCAAGCUCAGAAAUUCCGCUCAAAGCUUCUUACCGAAACUGAUCCUGAUAAAGCGAUGUUUUUUCGUGAGCUGGAAAAAAUGAGAGAAUUAUGGCGAGUAAGGAAAACAGGAAAUGUUACUUAUGGCGAUCUUGGCUAUAAAAUUUUUGGAUCAAAAUACAAUCCGAAAGAACUAUUUGAUAUUACUCGACGUGCGGCAACAUCUGUUAGCGAUGGUGCAAGCCUUUCGACAUUAUCCGAUUCAUGCCUGCAAGUUCAAGUACCGUGUGAUCUGAUUCGCCGCUCUACCAUUGCUGUUUCUAUUGAAAUUGAUAAUGACGAUCCGAAAACUUUGUUUGCAACUGCGGAAAACGAUUUGGAUUAUAUGAAAGUUGACAGGGAGCAGGCAAUGGAAGUACAUUGGUCGAAGGCACUGCAAUGGGCACAAGAAAGUUUGUUAUGUCGAGAUAUCUUCAAACAAUUAUGUAAAGAUGCUGUCAUUCUAAAAGAUCAUAUAACAGUAAUUCGUGAUGGUGUUUUAAUCGCUUCGUUAUUCGAUAAUAUUUUGUUACGAGUAGAGUUGGCAUUUCAUCCAUUUAAAGAUGGUCCUUUACCGACCGCAGGUAAUGACUAUUUGAAUCGCGCUCUUCGUCAAUUAUUUUUAAGUGAUCUGUGCGCGCGGAAUAUACGUCAUCAGACGUUUGUAGCUAUGCCACUGUCGACAUUACCAAACACUCUUGAUUUACGAGGACCGUAUGCUAUGACAGAUGAAGAGAUUGAGUCGCGUUUAAGGCAAAAGCGUACUUUAUUGGAACGACUGCUGUUACUGGCAUCUCAUUUCGUUCUAACGGAUAGGGUUACGACUUCAUUAAAGCGAUAUUUGCUUCGUGUUACGGAUCCUCAGAUUAUGUGGAAAUGGCUUCGUGCUACUCCUGUCCAGUCUUCGAUUAUUGUUACAGCAUCUAAUAGAAAUUACGAUUAUGCCGGAAAGACAACAUUUUAUAUACGAAUUGGUGCAGAGAAUUUUUAUGUCGCAACGAAAGAAGGCCAAAACAUCGAAUGUAGAAGAGAUGACGAAAUGCUUGUUUAUACGAUUGACAUGCUGAUUUGCAAUUAUAUGUUGAAUACGGUAGCGAUGAUUGCUAGUAAACUAUGGCAGUGGCAAGUACUUCAUGCAAACAUCAAUGCGACGGAUGAUCGAGCGGAACCAAGUCCGACUGUUUACAUGUGUAAUCAAAGUGCUACUCGUGCAAUUUUCAUGCAGUUCCAUCUAAAUGAACCGCCAACAAUUCGUAUUCAGAAAUGCUUGCCAAGUAAGCCAGCAGCUGCCGAAAAACCUGGAGAAUUUCUGGUUUUGAACUACGAUCGAUUGGUAGGUUCAUCGCUAUGCCGGAAAAUAGAUAAUUUGUGCUCCAUGUUGAGGAGUUGACUCUGUUUUCAUUGCUAUUAUGGUUUGGUUUGGCAAUGUUAUACUAGAUAUCUAAAUCUAGAUUGGAAAUUCACAUUACCUUGUUGGAGAGAAGCAAUCUGUAAGGAAUUUGAAGGAAAGGACAGUAAAAGUAUUUUGAAUAACAGUUUCACUACAGUCAUUCCUGAGCAGAUAU
Messenger RNA from Loa loa (African eye worm), 2134 nucleotides. RefSeq lists its product as hypothetical. Lineage: Eukaryota; Metazoa; Nematoda; Chromadorea; Rhabditida; Onchocercidae. The record is from RefSeq and is a predicted model, not a curated record. The coding region runs from base 22 to 1959 and encodes 645 amino acids. The transcript has 12 exons. Gene Ontology annotation, cellular component: core mediator complex; mediator complex. Gene Ontology annotation, biological process: regulation of transcription by RNA polymerase II. Gene Ontology annotation, molecular function: transcription coregulator activity.